AUGCUCAAUCUCCAGCCCGCUAUAGCACGCAUUCCAUACACGACUCAGGUCGCCAUGUACCGGUCGCUUACCUUACUGGCAUUGCUAACGUGGGCAUUGCCAUACUGCAAUGCCGAUGUGACCAUCACACAGACAGUCCUCGAGACGAGUUACACUUGUCCAUGCCUUACAAGCGCAUCAUCCUCGUCUAGCCCGGCUGCGUCUGGAUAUUUCAGCACCACAUCAAGCACAACCGCGACCAGCACCAGUGCGAAUGGCGUUUCGCCUGUGCUUGGAAGUGUCUCGACAACUACAACACCUUCACAAACCACCUCUGACAAUGUCAUCAUUUCCACGACUGCGACGUCGGAAUUGACCUCAGCAGCUAUUAUCACGACUCCAUCUGCUACAUCUACUACAGCUAGCAGUGCCAUAUCGACUAGUCGAACAACGACCGUAAGUUCAACACCAGUCUCUCCCACCACCACACCCGCAACCACUCCACCCACAACGACUACGUUCCGAAGCACCACGACGAUCCAAAGGUACCAGACCACAACCACUCCGGCCGCAGUCUGCGGCGACGUCAUCCUAGAUGGCUCCUUCGAGCUCAUUUCUCCCGAAUACCUCUACGCCACAGACUUCACCAACGGCUCAUGGACCUUCUCCGGAGAAACCGUCACGAUCGCCAACAACACCGCUGACGAUGCAGUCACGGAGUGGGGUUCAGUAUAUGUCGAGUGGGAUCCUACCAGCGCGACGCCGCCAAUGUUCCUCGCCCAGAAUAUCUCAAACAUACUCAAUUACAACUCAACAUACAUCCUGGAAUUCCAGUAUCAAGUGCCUCUGUGGGACGACCCAAACAGUCAAUGCAUAUUCGACACCUACUGGAUAACCACAAAGAAUUCCACGCUUCUUGAGAGUAUGACCUUCAACUACGAGAUCCCUUCUUGGACGAUUCAGACCGUGGAGUUCAAACCGAAUUCGACGAACGGCACAUUGUCCUUUCAGGCAACAUGCGGUGGUACGCUAGAUUCCACAAGUUUCAAUCAGUGGCUGUUGGACGAGAUCUCACUGCAGCCGUACCCUCAAACCUGCUAAGCAUGGGCCAUGGAUUUUAGUUUGGAGCCCAUAAUGGACGCUAAAGAUAGUUUCGUAUUCAUUCAUGAAGAGUAACCCAGAAUGGAAAGCUCUUUGGUAUUACAGAUGUCUAAUUUGAAGCACAUUUCCUUGAGUAUUCCACAAAAUCAACUUUUGACCUCCAUGCCCCAUGCCGUAUGCGAUAUCGGUAUA
This is a messenger RNA of Exophiala viscosa, 1272 nucleotides long. RefSeq lists its product as uncharacterized. The transcript has 2 exons. The record is from RefSeq and is a predicted model, not a curated record. The coding region runs from base 1 to 1080 and encodes 359 amino acids. Lineage: Eukaryota; Fungi; Ascomycota; Eurotiomycetes; Chaetothyriales; Herpotrichiellaceae.